This is a messenger RNA of Xenia sp. Carnegie-2017, 3195 nucleotides long. RefSeq lists its product as uncharacterized. NCBI's taxonomy places the organism in Eukaryota, Metazoa, Cnidaria, Anthozoa, Malacalcyonacea, Xeniidae. The record is from RefSeq and is a predicted model, not a curated record. The transcript has 4 exons. The coding region runs from base 40 to 2889 and encodes 949 amino acids.
GUGACAAAUUUGUCACACGGGGUUAAGCGUAACUUCGUGAUGAAAGCAAUAAUAAAAUCAGCUUUGAGCAUAGUUGUGGAUGUCGGGGAAAGCCAAAAUGGAAUGCAUUUUUUGAAUGCAUUUAUCAAUAAAUUAAAGAUAAUAUACGAUGGAUUGGUAAAUGAUCUUCGUGACAGUUUCAUUCACUUUGAAGAAGGAGUUAAAGAGCUUAAAUGCAUGCAAGAGUCGACUGAAAGUGAUACAUCGACACAAGUACCAACAAUAAAGUUAUCUCAAAAAUGUCAAACGCGUUUCAAAUUAGCUGGAGAGAAAGCGAAAAAGACGUUUGAAAAUGAUUCGUCUAGGACUGAAGAGAAAAUAAAAGCAAGCAAGAUACGCAUUGCAAGCGCUAUUCUAGAACGCUUAGAUAACUGCGGGUUAGCAACAACGAAUUACAUGUUAUGUCUGAAAGAUUUAAACUCCUCGAUUGUCGCGGGAAUAAAAAGCAAAUCUCACAACUGUAUGGAGACUAAAGUCCUUGACAAAGUAAUAGAUAUUAACUUGGCGUUGGCGAAUUUCAUCUUUAAGCACACAAACAAAAGGAUGCCUGUUUUGGAAUGGCCCCAGAUUCAAUAUAACGAGCAGCCGAUUCAUCCUUUUUAUUACAAGAAGAUUGAAGAAAACACUACUGCCUCAUUACCUUGGUACUCAACUCGCUUUCCUGAGAAUACUGACCUCGUAAGCAUGAUCGUAAAUAAAGAAGGAGAAUUACUAAUUUUUAAUAGAAAUGAACUUCAAAUACUUAACAGAGAAACCGAAGUGUUUGAAACGUGGUGUCAGUUUCAAAGGUCGGAUGCUGAAAAUAGGCAAGUAAAAUGCAUGAACGUUGAUGAAAAUGGCGUAGUAUAUCUACUUUUGGGUUGCAAAGACAAAUCGAAUGGCGAUUAUACAUUGUUGCUUUGUUUGGAAGACAAAAUUGUUCAAAAAUGUUCCUUGUACUUUCGUGAAGAAAUACAAUCUAGUAACAUUUUUCUUGCUGUAGCACCAAAUGGCAAUAUUAUCAUUGCUACUAUCAAGAAGGAUCAAAGCAACGUCGAGAUAUAUGUGCAUAACAGUAAAGGCAACAUUAAUACGUCGUUUGUAGCAAAGGGUGAACACAAUCCAAUUGAUGAUGAAAUGAAAUAUUUGUCCAUUUCCUCUGACGACAACAUAGUCAUUUUGACUUAUAAAUCACCCAAAAUUUACCGAAUUAUCAUUAGUACAAUGAAUGGAAAAUUUGUUAAAAAAAGGAAAUUUCAACCACACAAUGACGAAAUCAAUUCAUACAAUCAAGUCAUUUAUACUCCCGUCACCAACAGUGUCACAGGUUUUUUUUUUGACAAAUCAAAGCUGGUGAUUGAGACUUAUUUUGUUAAAACCAAAAAAUUUAUGUUGCCUAUAAUCUUGACAAAUAUUGGAUAUGACUUGGAAAUUUUUGAUGAUUCAUUACGCAUCGUUCAGCAUGCUGGCGAAAACGUGGCAUUAGCGUCUAGGGAGAAAGGUGUUGUUCGUUUUAUUAAGGGAAACCGUGGAGGCGGAAGCGUAGACGUGACGUUGAAGUGGAUGAACAUGGAAUUGAACACAGAUUUAGACUCAGUUCCAGAAAACUCGUCUUCAAGUGCUAACUUCACUGCUUUUAUCAAUUCAGGGUCACCCGAGCCUCCGAAUUGCAAUUCCAAUGACCUAAAUCCUGACGACGAAAGUUCCGAUGAAUAUUUUAGUGCUGACAGUAAUGACUCUGCCACUUCUGAUAAUUUACAUGAUAGACACUCUCCUCAAAAUUCUGAAGAUGAUCUUGAAUUUAGAGAUAUGUUUCUUGAUGAGUAUUCUAACAUUCGAAAAGAUGUGCAUCAGAAACUAAAAAGUUUAUAUUGGAUGCGCGGGAGAUAUGGAAUAGUCGGUUCUAACGAGAUAAUACCAUAUCUUCACUUUUUUGUGACAGUUGAUUAUGAAAGAGUAGACCGAAAAGAUAUUCUACAAAAUGACAUAAUCGAUAAAUUUGGAUCAGAUGCUUCGCAAUAUUUUGAAUUUCGGCCGAAAGGAUCAAAAAAAGCGAAGCUCCGAUCCUUCUCAAAUAUAUCCAUAAGUAGAAACGAUCAGUCAAUUAUUUCAAGAGGCACAUUAACAAUGUUUUGCUACCUAAACGGGAAACAUUACGCGUUGACAUGUUGCCAUCUUUGUUAUAAUGGAGUUGACAAUCACAAACAUUAUAAAAUGCUCAACUUGGCAACUAAUGACCCAAAUGCAUUUGAAUUGCAUUUGAAAUCAAAUGAAUACGUUUACAGUAGCUCUCCAAAUUCUGAAAUACAACUAGGCUCUUGCAGGGACUACGUUUUGCAAAAUGAUGUGGACAUCAUGUCAAUAGAAGUUAAUGAAAGUGUUUCAGUGGAGUGCAGACGAAAAAAAUUACACAAACCUUCUAAUUGGUUGGAUGUGUGGCGAGAGCUUCUUAAACGAGUAUACGGAGUCUCUUCUAGUUCAGUUAAGGUGAAGAAAUAUGACGGAAAACGUAUGAUAGGCUAUAUUGUUGAUACUUCUUUUUCGUAUUAUUCUCCUGAAGAAGAGGUUACUAUUGAGGAUGCUAUUCUGGUAAAAUGCAGAAAAAGCUUUCUUAAAGCUGGUGAUUGCGGUGUGCUUGUAUAUUUUCAUGAUGAAGCUGGCAGAAGAAUUCCUUUUGGUUAUGGUGUUUCUCAGUUUUUUCACCUGGGAAUAUGUGAUCCAGAGUAUAAGUAUUAUAUUUGCUUCAAGCUAGAUAAAGCUUUAAGAAAGUUAUUUGGCGAAGAAAACUACAAGAACUGUGGCUGUUUUGAACAAUGUGCAAAUCCCAUUGAGGAAAUCAGUGGUGAGAAAAAAACUUUGCUCUUGACAUGAAAUAUUGUGAUGACUUAGGCGUUUACUUUCCAAAACUUUAAUUCAUUUACAAGGUUUUCUGUUAGCUUUAUUGAGAAAGCCUAAUGUUUUUUAUUAUUUCCAUAACAUGGCUCAUUGUGCUAAUUUGAACUCAAACUGUUCCUAAUUUCAUUACUGAACUUCUUAUUUCCUAAAUAAACUUGAAAAUCAUAACUAUGUACAAUUUUGUUGCUGAACAAUAUUGAAAUAUCGUCCUCGUAAAUUAAGUAAUUGUAAUGUUGUAAAAUUUAGUAAAAGUAGACGUAAAAUGAUCUAUCCUAUAACAAA